AUGUCAGCAACGCCUCGAAAGCCUGGAACCCCCGGCAGUUCCAGCAAAUCAUCGCCCGCAGAUCCGCACCCAGCCAACGGGUCCACCACACGAGGACAUGCACGCUCACCCAGCGCUGCGACUAAUGGCCUCAACCGCUCCCCUUCCUUAAGAAACUCAACCCCUGUUUCUGCCCGUGCCGCUGCAAGAAGACCCGGCAGCCGAUCCAAUCUGAGCAUGUCCAACGUCCCGAGGAUUUCCAACGACCCUUCCGAGGAGGAGGCGCGAGCCCAAAAUGCGGCCCUCAUCGAGGAACUGCGGGAGCAACUCCAGAAAGCUGAGACGGCAUCCGAACAAUAUCAGAAACAACUUGGUGUUCUGCAAAUGCGCUUGGACGAAGCGAUCACCGAACAGAGCAAGCUGGAAGACCAAGCCCACGAGCGAGACACUCGGAUCGAAACUCUGAGUAAUGAGAUCCGGGACCAAGGUCGUCAAAUCCGGGAUCUAGAACAGAAUCACGAACAAGAACGGAAUGCGAUGCUACAGGAGAAGGAGCAACAAACCAACCGGGAGGAAGAGUUGCAGGCCACUAUCCAGCGUCUGAAGGAAACAGUGGCGCAGAAAGAGAUGCGCAUCAAUGCUGAAGGUGAUCGCCACCACGUUUCACGAUCCUCAAGUUUCCGUAACCGAGCCUCGCCAGAUUUGGAUGCCCAAUUCGCCCCCUCCUCGCAACUCGAGCGCAGCCCCUCCCGUAACAAUUCCAACCUUCUCCUCCAGAAAGAUAAGUUGAUUGAAUCAUUGCGCCUAGAAUUGGCCGAGUCACAGAUCAAGCUUGUGGAGAUGGAGAACCAAGGUGGGGGCCAACAGCGUGAGUUGGAGAAGGAGCUUUUGGAGGCUCGAAUGGCUAACGCACGUCUUAUGGAAGACAACGAAAGCUACCAACUUCUCCUUAGUGAGAAGACCCUUACUGGCGAUUUCACCAAGGGCGACUUCAUGCGGGAUGUACACCCCGGAAAGAGUUCCAGCGGUGGACUAGGCUCAUUGGCUGAUGAGCUCGAAUCCGUGGAUGAAGAAACAGCCGAAGGAGAUCCGAAUCACAAGGCUGACGGAGAGGUCAAACAACUCAAAGACCAAAACAAAGCCCUGACGCUUUAUAUCGAGCGUAUCAUUAGCCGCGUCCUACAGCAUGACGGCUUUGAGCAUGUCCUCGAUCGGAACGAUGACGAUGAAAGCAAGACCGAUAAACCAGCAGGCAGUGAAAAGGACUUGCCUCCAACACCCCCUGAGAAGGAUGAGCAAACAGCUCAGACUCUUUUGCAGCGGGCUAAGUCUGUGGUCUCGGGCCAAAGCCCUCGCUCUCAGCCCCAGCCCCAACCCCGAUCUCGUCCAACCAGCAUGAUGCCCCCACCUUCCAUCCCACACACCAAUGCAAACGAGAACCCCGAUACCGCCCCCAGUAUUCCACUCCGCGCUGGCUCCGUGAGAUUGGGUCAUCGUCGUGCCCGGUCCGAGCAGGUCGACCCCAAUGCCGCUUCUGUUGUGGGUCAGAUGUACCGUGGACGAAACUCCGGUGGUCCAAUGAGUCCUACGUCCAUGGGGCCUGGGUCCCGCCAGAGUAUGUUCUCAGGCGCCCCUAGCUACGUAUCUAGCAUGAGCCGUGCCCCAUCUAUGUCCAGUCAACCAGACCGUGCCGGACGUAGUAGCUCCCCUAGUGUCUUGAGCGAUGCGUUCGGAGAUACUACAUCCUCAACGGGAGCAACUUCCAGCCCCCCUCGUUCCAGCAGCGGCAUGACCAACUAUACCGGUGCUGUCAUGACGCAGAAUAAGCUGCGACCCCUACGUCUUGUGAGCGAUGCAGCCAAACUCGAAGAAGAGGAGGCUGCGCGCAAGAGGGCGAACCGCGCGAGCUGGAUUCCGUGGUUUAACAAAGCCAACCCAGAGGAGCAGACUCAACUUUAA
Messenger RNA from Penicillium verhagenii, 1938 nucleotides. RefSeq lists its product as uncharacterized. Bases 1 to 1938 code for a protein of 645 amino acids. The record is from RefSeq and is a predicted model, not a curated record. The transcript is spliced from 2 exons. NCBI's taxonomy places the organism in Eukaryota, Fungi, Ascomycota, Eurotiomycetes, Eurotiales, Aspergillaceae.